GCGUAGAGUCGGCCAUCGCCAGCCAGUAGUAACGCCUUGAACUUUGUGGUUUAAACAAGAACUUUUGUUCGUCUCUCAUCUCUUCUUAAUUUUUUUUGGUUGGCUUCACUAUCUACCAACUCCCUCGCUUUUUUAAAGCUUCUACCCCGCCAAAGUUAAUCAAUAAAAUCAAACAAUCAUGUCUGACAUAGAGAAGAUGGAACUGACCAUGUCCAGCGGAAGGAAGUUCUCCGUCUAUGUCCAGGGUGACAUGACAAAAGCUGAAUCCAGGGCUGUCUUCCUCACUGUCCAUGAUAUGGGAUGCAAUCAUUCCUCAUGGAUCGAGUUCGCCAACCACCCCGUUAUGAGGGAGACCAGAGAUCGGUCGAUCUUCAUCCAUGUCGACAUCCCUGGUCAGGAGGACAACGCCGAGGACCUUCCCAAUGACUACGUGUUCCCAACCAUGCAGAGCAUCGCCGAGGACCUCGUGGGCGUGUUGGAUCAGCUGAAGGUCAAACUGGUGAUUGGUCUAGGCGAAGGCGCUGGUGCCAACAUCCUGGCUCGCUUUGGCAUCGCCUACCCGGAUCGCUGCAUGGGUCUCAUCCUUAUCCACUGCACUGCCACCACUGCUGGGGUCAUGGAACACUUCAAGGACAAGAUCAUCUCCUGGAAACUGAGCAACGUGGGCAUGAACCCAACUGCCGAACAGUACCUGAUUUUCCACAAAUUUGGACAUCAACUGGAUACAGCUGAGAACAAGGAGAGGCUCAUCAAGGAGUACCAAGAUCGCCUCCAGAGCAAGAUCAACCCCAAGAACCUCCGCAAAUACGUCGAGGCGUUCCUGAAGCGAUCAGACCUCUCCAGCAAGCUGGAAUCUAAGUUGGUUGUCGAGACCCUGCUGGUGACUGGCUCUAAGGCCUCACACGUGAACACCGUCCACAAUAUGCACCAGAGCUGCAACAAGCUGAAGGCUUCUCUCCUCAAGAUCGAUGAUGUAGGCGAUGUUCUUCAGGAAUGUCCUGAGAAGUUCGCCCAGUCUCUCCAGCUCUUCUGCAAGGGCUUGGGCGUAUUGACCUCCCUACCCCUCAGCGGCGUCGACCGCCAGCGCACCUUCAGCGGAUCCUCCACUGACGGAGAGGAGGGACGCCCCCGACGCCAGAGGACCAUGAGUAUGGAGGAGUACGACACUCCCAACCUCAGGCGGUUCUCCUUCUCCUCGACCCAGACCGCCGCUAAUUAAGGCGUUCCAGGCAACACAGCUACACCCGCCAUCUGACGCCACCAUUGAUGAAGACGACAACAGAUGAGUGCACUCACCACCACACGCUGAAGCAGUCAUCACGCUAUUGUAAAAGGGGACAGUCGUAGCCCGCAUGUUCUUCGGCCGUCUACUACUACUACUACUACUGUUGUUGAAGUUGUGGCUCCACAGGAAAACACGAACACUUAAAACAUAAAAAAAAAAAACAAAGAAAAUAUAGGUACCCAAACACAGCUGCUCAUCCAAUUGUAAGUCAUUUCAGCUGAAGGCAGAAGCAUGCCAGUUGUUAGUCUCAUAUUAUACAUUGUUAAGGCCGUCUUGCUCUGAGAACGUGGCAAGAUCUACUUCUCUUUGUUUUCUACGUAUUUCAUCUGAUUCUGCAUCUGCAUAGAGCUCUUCUAUUUCACUACGUUCUGUAUCUUUGAUAGUACCUAUGCUCCUUUGCUCUGGGAAGGAAGUAGUUGACGACCUCAUCUCGAAGUUAGCUUCAGUUCUUUGAUUGUGGCUGCGGCCGUGGGUGUUGAAGGUACGAUAAACAGCUAUGCACCGAUGGAUGGAAAGUUGACGAUGCUGGUUGCAGCAGACAGAGGGAGAGUGAGAGAGAGAGAGAGAGAAUUCCAACACCAGCAAUUCUGUGGUCUUGCAUCCACUGCCUGCUAACGUUUCCCAGGGAUCUUGUGUGGCUGGGUAGAGCGUACUGUUGUGUCUACUCUAGCACUGAACUGUUUACAGUUUUAUCUUUAAUCAGAUUUUAAUGAGUAGUUUUCUUAGCAUUUUGCACUGUGCUUGAGAACAGUUAGGAAAUAAAACAGUUUUUAACAAGUUAAGCCUUACAAAGUUGUGUUAGUGAUUACAAAUUAAAAAAUAUUCCUUAUUGAAGCUCAUGUUGGCUCUUAUAGUUAUUGUGUAUAUAAAGGUUAUAUUAUUGUAAUGGCAAUAGUUAUAAAUAUAUAUCAAAUGCAUUUGAUACAAGUGCACACACACUCACACACACAACACACACACACACACACACACACUUCACAGAAAAGUCAGUAGCUUUCUCAACUGCCAUCACUCUCCACACCACCGAAUACGCUAGAUUUGAUUUAGAAAGUUAGAGAAAUCAACAGGAAGGAGCUGUUGGAGGUGGUGACCAUAUCAUCCGAGUUAUUCUCAUCGCUUCAUUGUCACUCGCCGAUGUUAGAGAUCUGUAGCAGUCGCAGUUAUGCAGACAGAACAACUCCAGCGUUGUAGUUCGACCAAUUUAUCGAGAGUCAAAAUUUCUUGGGAGCAAAUUUCUGAUGUAUUCAUGGAUCAGGAAAUCACAGUUUCAUCCAGAUAUCAAACUGUCAGGUUUUUUACCUUGCUGCUAAAAGUCUUCAACAACAACCCUGGUGUUUUUUUUUUGUUAUAGCUGUGAGAGCUAAUUUUGAGCAAGACAAAAUCAACUGCCAGCUCUGUUAUCCAAAUGGUGAUAAUUGCUUAGGUUUAGCCAGCAUGUUAACUGCAAUGCACACAAUGAUAUUGUUUGGUUAACUACCUUCGUAGUCUGUAUCUAUAUACGUAUAUGUAUAUAUGCCUUUGUGCAUAUCACUACAUGUUUAUGUAUAGAUGCAAAUUAUUUGCUAUGGCACAUUGUACAUAUAGAUAACUAACCGAGAUCUUUUCUUACCCAGAAAUAUUAAGAGGAUAGUUGUGAAAACUUAAAAAAAAAAAAUCUGAUAUUGUGUGUUUGCGGUUAUUAGGCGUCUGGCUUUUGUUGUGAACUGAACACAGUAGAAAGCGAGAAAGAAAAAAUAAAGCUGUUCUUCUUCUGUCUUUUUGGAAACGUCAUGAUUUAAAAAAAAAAAAACUGACUUUGAAUCUAAAUGAGUCUAGAAUGAAACUUCAUGAAAGGGAACGAAACAUGUUACAAUAAAAAAAAUGUGUAUAAUGACAUUUGUCUCAUUUCUUUGAGGAAUGGAAUUGGUUUUGCCCUUUGGUUUUUAAUUUCAUCGUUGUGUCUUGCAUUUAUGUCAGGUUUCUAGAUGGACAGAAGUGCAAUAUAGUUUAAUUAAAGAGUAGUUGGUAAU
This is a messenger RNA of Macrobrachium nipponense, 3294 nucleotides long. RefSeq lists its product as uncharacterized. The coding region runs from base 179 to 1219 and encodes 346 amino acids. Gene Ontology annotation, cellular component: cytoplasm. Gene Ontology annotation, biological process: signal transduction. NCBI's taxonomy places the organism in Eukaryota, Metazoa, Arthropoda, Malacostraca, Decapoda, Palaemonidae. The transcript has 9 exons. The record is from RefSeq and is a predicted model, not a curated record.